AUGGAGAACCAAGCUGGAGAACGAACUGUGAGCAUUCUCGGUCGAGUAAUUUCGAGAGAUUUGUUCAUAUGUCGCUUGUUUUAUCUUGCGUUUUUUGCGGCCUUUGGAUCCCUUUUUCCUCUGCUUUCGGUCUACUUCAAGCAAUUAGGAAUGACUGCUGCUCAGUCUGGAAUACUAUUAGGAUGUCGUCCGCUCGUAGAGUUUGCAUCGGGACCUUUCUGGAGUUCAUUUGCAAGCAGAUUCAGAAAGCAGAAACUGUUGUUAAUGUUCUCAACAGGAUCAUUGAUUGUCUUCACUCUAGCAGUUGGAUUCGUUCAGCCCGUCACUCCUUAUUGUGUUGUUUUAGUUCCAGAACGAAAUGCGAGUUGUCAAUUUGUUUUGGCUCCAGCUGGAAAGGUAAUUAGAGGUGGUGCUCUGGGUAUGUUGAAGGAAGCUGUUGUGGGAAGAAAUAAACGUCAAGCCGAGAGUCAGCUCAUCGACAAGUUUGUGGAUCUGAGUACAUUCGAUAAUGAAGAGGAUAUGGUUGUUGGUAUUGCUCCUGAAUUUAUAACGAAAGACAGAGUUUGCAACUAUGAUGAAAAUGAGUAUGGCUUACUUGUGUCUCCUCCACACUCCACAAGAGUAUAUCGUCAGCCUGCUGUUGAACAAGCUUUCAUGCUGUUGCUUCUGUUAAUAGCUAUGGGCGAGUUUUUCUCUUCGCCUUGUCUUCCGUUAGCUGAUGCUGCCACACUACAAGCCACUAAGGAAAAUCCUGCCGAGUUUGGAAAAAUUCGUCUCUUCGCUUCCGUAGGAUGGGGAAUUGCUAUGUUUUUGAUGGGUAUCGGUUUGGAUUAUUCCAACACCUUCCGAAAUCAUCCAUGUCCAACUGAAAACACGACGGAGAAGAACUACGUAUUGUGUUUCAUCUUUUGUGCUCUUUUCAUGGCUGCAGCCAUGCUUCUUGGCACUCAGUUAAACUUUGGAGAUGACACAGCUCGGCCUGACGAAGUUAUGGGAUUGGUUAUGGACAUUCGCGAAUCCGAAGUAUCACAUGUUGUGGCCGAGAAAGCAAGAGCCAGGCAGCUUACGGUGGAUGGCGGAAACCAAGAGAACACGGUCUUAGCUGCAGCUAAAGCUAUGGCCAACCCUCACAUGAUUAUUUAUUUAUCAUCUAUGUGCAUUAUGGGAGGUGGAGCUGGAAUCGUCUUCUCUUUCCUUUUUUGGCAUUUACAAGACUUGGGUGGUUCUCCCGUUUUGUUCGGAAUUCUCUCUGUCACAAACCACGUGUCAGAAAUUGUUGCUUACUUCUACGUUUUCCAAGUCAUCAAUAAGUACGGACAUGUCAAAGUUAUGUACAUAUGUCUUGGAGUGAACUUCCUUCGUUUCCUCGUGCUGAGCUGGCUCUCCAAUCCUUGGUUGGUCCUACCACUCCAAGUUUUGCAAGGUUUAUGUAAUGCCACCGUUUGGGCAACAGCUACUUCCUAUAUCACGUUAGUAUCUCCUCCACAUGUCAAGUCAUCCGCUCAAUAUAUUCUUCAACUUCUUUUCAACGGUGUUGGAAGAGGAUUAGGAAGUAUUGUCGGAGGUAUUGUAAUAAGUAAUAUAGGUUCCCGCCUGACUUUCUUCCUGUAUGCUGUGAUUUGCGCCUUUGCCUGUGGUGGUGGAUACUUCUUGAACAAGUUCUUCAAGUACGAGGGCAUAAAGUACAGUAACAACAUGUUCGAGGAAGAUGAGAUGGAUAUGAUGGCUCCUCAAGGUGUUCCAAUGGCUCGAGACGGAAAGCUGACAAGUGCUUUUAACACAACCAGUGUUAUGAACUCGAAUUACGGUGCUAUCAAUGCUACCGAGGAAGACCCAACGCAGGACGCUUAUGACAAAUAUGUCAGUUCUUCCUACCAAUAG
This is a messenger RNA of Auanema sp. JU1783, 1881 nucleotides long. The record is from the annotation of a GenBank genome assembly. Lineage: Eukaryota; Metazoa; Nematoda; Chromadorea; Rhabditida; Rhabditidae.